AUGGGAAACUCUGAAAAUAAUAUGCUUCAGACAUUGAAAUCAACUACAGAAGAUCCAGAUGCAUACAGCAGUUAUGAUCCAUUCGAUCUCGAUGAUGCAUCAUUCUUCGCUGACUUGACCAAUUCGUCCAAACGAAUAAAACUUCAGUUAGAAACUGCUCAAUUCAUUCAAAAAUUCGGUGCUCAAGAGCUUUUGAAUAUAAUUUUACAUAAAGUUCAAAAUGUGAACUUACCUCAUGAUUCAAAAGGAGCAAUCAACGAGUUUCUGGAUUUUGUGGAAGAUUUGAUCUACAGUAAUGCAGCGAAGCGAGUCGAACAAAAGCUUACCGCAGAUUUAGCGAAAACCAGCGGUCAGAAGAAAACUAAAAUUCAUAUGGGAGAAGCGAUAAGAAAAGUUUCAAAGCAAAAAAUAGAGUAUGGCGACGAGAAAGAUCAUAGAAGGAGAGAUGCUCCAGCACUAUCUCAGAAUGCAGUUCUCAUCGAAGAAGACGAGAAUUAUCCAGCUGUCAGGCAACCAUUGGAACCAACCAAAAUGAUGUUCUUGUCUCAUAGUGAACCAAAUUUCCUCCGAGAUGAAUUGAUGAUUGGAAGAGAAAUCAGAAGGUCCCCGAUGAAACUAAAAAAGAAGACAAGACUCACAAAAGCUCAAUUGGAAAAGGCCAUAAAAAGUGCAGAACGAGAAGCCAGAGAAGCGGAGAUGGAGAAGAUUUUAAAGAGAAGAAAAGCGCAGCUAAAAGAAAGAAGAAGAAUACGGAAGCAAAGAGAGAUGGCAAUGAAAAAGAGAAGAGCUUCGAAAACACUUCCUCUUUCAAGAAUUCAAGAUGAUGCCAGAAGUGUGAGGAGAAGUCCGAUUGGAAGAGUUACAUUCAAUGAGAAGAUGUUCCAACUUCUCGAAGAAUACGGUAUCAAGUCAUUCCGUGUUGAGACUGCUGACUACACAGUUCGGGCCUUCGCUGAUCCAGAAAAGACUCGUUUCUCAUCAAUAAACCUUCUGGAUGUCCCGAUGUACAACGAUGCGAUUCGGCGGAAACCAGCGAGACCCCCAUUUGUUUAUAGCCGCACAAUUCCAGCUCCAAAACGUAUCAUACGACCGAGAUCUUCUUUGAAAAAGAGAUUGCUUCAAAAGAGGAGGAAGAGUAUCAACUUGGAGAGACUUCUAUAA
Messenger RNA from Caenorhabditis remanei, 1161 nucleotides. RefSeq lists its product as uncharacterized. The transcript has 6 exons. NCBI's taxonomy places the organism in Eukaryota, Metazoa, Nematoda, Chromadorea, Rhabditida, Rhabditidae. Bases 1 to 1161 code for a protein of 386 amino acids. The record is from RefSeq and is a predicted model, not a curated record.